Messenger RNA from Chara braunii, 3305 nucleotides. NCBI's taxonomy places the organism in Eukaryota, Viridiplantae, Streptophyta, Charophyceae, Charales, Characeae. The record is from the annotation of a GenBank genome assembly.
UGUUAGCACCACGCCCUACACCAAGGAACAGGAGGAGGAGGCUGCGAGGAUCUUGGCCGAGCAGAAGGCCAAAAAGGAGAAGGAGGUAGUGAAGCAGGCCAAGAAGUUGCCCUUUUUGCAGGAGCAAGCUGCAAAGAAGAAGAAGCUGGAGGAAGAGUUGGAAGACUGAAGGAGGAGGAAGAGAAGCUGAAAGCAGUGGAAGCAGAAAAAGAAGAAGAAAAAAAAAGGUGGAAGAAGAAUUGCCCCUGAUCAGAAAGAGUAUCAGGGAAAGAGGGGAGUCAAGUGGCACGACGAAGGAGGACCCCUGGUUAGAGAAGAAGGUUCCUGAAUGGGUUGCUAAUCUGUCCCUGGGUGAAGAGGAGGAGACGAUGUUGUAUGUCCCUAGGGCAGAACAGGAGGCGAUCGUUAAGGAGUUGGAAGCCGAAGAAGAUCCCCUCAAGCGUCAGACGAUAGAAGAGGAGAAGAAGUUAGAAUGGAAGUUGCCUCUGAGUAGGGAAAAGAAGAAGAGAAUGGAGGAGGCGAGUAAGGCGGCCAAGGAGUUAGAGGUGGUGAAGCAACAAAGGGCGCAGUUGGAGGCGCAGAAGGAUUGGCAGGGAAAGAUGGAGGUCAUGGCGAGGAACAUAGAACUCCUGGCAAGGGCUCACGAAGAGCAGUAUCAGUUUUCGAGGGGCCAGGAUGUAGCUUUACGGCCCAUACAAUUGGGGUUUAGAGAGUUCGCACAGGAAAUGAUGAUGCAUGUGGGCUCAGAGGUGAAGGCGAGGUUAGAAAGCACGGAGCGCUUUUGUACCGGCGGCAUAGAAGGCGCAAAACUUGUUGCUCCAAGGGAGGAGGAAGUUUGUCCCCGUAGAGGGUCUGUGAAGGUGAAGUUUCCUGAUUCCUACAACGGGAAGAAGGAGGAGAACUUCAAUAAUUGGGAGGCAAACAUGAACUCCUAUGUACACCUUCAAAAGAUAGCUCAUGAGGAACAUGUCCUCACUGCCUUUCAUGCCCUUAAAGACGAAGCAGCUAGCUUCACCAGGCCGCUUUCCCGUGCUGCUAAGUGCGAGAACGCUAUGGUCACAUAUUCCCUGAUCACCCCUUUGAGUGACUUUUUUAAGUUGCUGCGUGAGAGAUUUGCAGAUGUGACGCGAAGUGUUAGAGCUUCUGACAAAUUGCAGACCAUCCAUUCCCACGAAUGGAGUGCUAGAGCACUCAAGGGCGUCAUGGAUGAACUGGUCGUCGUCCCUGACCAUGGGGUCACUGAAACCCAAUUGGCCAACCCGUUUUAUCGUGCCAUGCCCGAACCUUUGCGUGGGCACUUCUUUGAGAAGAUUAGAGAGUCUACCAUGACCUACGAUACUCUGAGUAGGGAAGUGGUAGCAUUUGAAGUGCAGUCCAUGCUAGUUUCCACUUUCUGGCAUAAGGACCUAGACAAGGGCAAGAAGUGGAAAGGUUGUACCAUCUCGGGUCAGCGGCCGAAACUGAAUCGCGGCCGGCGGGAAAUCCGGAUCGGGACCACGAUGCGUCGGACGGCAAUACAGGCGGGGCUCGCCGCGCGUUCCUGUCCGACGAGGACAGCAGAGGUAAUAAUGCGAGCCGCCGCUCACGGGGUCCGCCAUGUCGCCCACCCAUGGUCAUCCUAUAACUGUCGCACACCCAGCACUGCGUCGCCAUCGCCGUCUUCUUUGCUGACAGUACCAUCUUCGUCGCAAUCGACGGCCAAUAAAGCGACAUCGCCUUCGUUGGAGGGGCGAUGUGCGGCUGGAGGAGGUCUCUCUCUCUCGGCCGCACGAUCAUCAUCGUCGACGACGAGAGUCGCACGAGUCGCACAACAGCUGGUGCCGGGACGUUUGUCCCGCGGCGCGUGCCACACGCGUGGGCGACGCGGCGUCGCACCGGCGGGGGGCCAUUGCUGGCACACUGACUCCUCAGGUGUCGAACAUCCAAGAAGAAGAGAAAGGCAGCGGAGGGGUAUCGUCACCACCAUGGCCAAGGAAGAUUUGGUAGAGCCUGUCGUCGCGGAGGCUCACUCCGAACAUCAGAUGAAGCUCAUGUUUGAAGAUGAGUGUAUUCUUGUUGACGAGAACGACAACGUUAUUGGUCAUGACUCCAAGUACAACUGUGUCCGCAAUGCGGCGCAACGGAAGCUGUUGGAUGAGCUGGGGAUAAAACCCGAGCAAAUUCCCGUCGACAAGUUCACUGUUCUCGGGCGAAUCCACUACAAGGCCCCCUCACAUGGGAAAUGGGGGGAGCAUGAAGUGGAUUACUUGCUAAUCAUGCGAAGGGAUGUCGAUCUGGAGCCGAAUCCGGAUGAAGUGGCGAGUGUGCAGUACGUCGACAGAGCGGCGCUGAGGGAGAUCGUACGGAAGGCCGAUGCCGGCGAGGAGGGUAUCACCCUCAGUCCUUGGUUCAGGUUGGUGGUGAAUACAUUCCUUUUCAAAUGGUGGGACCGGCUGGAGGAGGGAACACUCGAGAGCAUUGUCGACCUGGACACGAUCCAUCGCUUCUAGAAAAGAAGGGCAUAUUGCCACGCUCUCGCCGCAUCUGGACUUCUCUCUACCGUGUCAUUCGUUGGCGGCGCAGUUGGCGCCUUCGCAGGGCAUCACACUCACACUAGGACUUUUGUACUUGUUUCUGGACAUAAUUGAGGUCAGAUGCAUCCAGGUAGGGCCGUACUUAACGGUCGGAUACAGUUACGAUUCUGCCAGAGUCUCAGUUUGCUCUUGGCCAGCAUCGUCGGGAACACUGAACCGCAUUAUCUUCACAGUUAUUUCAUCAGAUCCUACAUGUCAAAAACCAAAUAAACAAAAAUAAUUAAAUAAAUAAAAUAAGAUCCCUCGUGCCACUUCAUCGCCAUCGAACUUCUUCUACUAUCCGCAAACUCGUGCUUCCUCUCUUCUAUUCAGAAUCUCAGAUCUUUGCCGGCUUCGUCGGCAUUAACACGAGUUCCGGUGUUAGUAUGAAUGAGAAAGAAGAUCGUUUUAUGUUGUCUUGUGUCUUGAUGACUUGUCCCUUUCACUCUCUCUUCUCUUCUCUUCCCUUAUAUUCUAGCCUACCUGCGAACCGAUCUUAGCUAGCAUUCAUGUCAUCCGAUCUGAGCGAGCUUUGUCGGCAUCAAGGUGAUGUGUUGCACUAUUGAGAAGAAGAUCAUGUUUGCUGCCUCGAGGACUUAUGCAUUUCUUUCUGCUCUCUUUUUUUUUUCCUCCUCGCCCAAUUUCUUUCUGCUCUCUUCUCUUCUCUUCUCCUGUCGUCUAACUUGCCUGCAAACCAAUCCUUAGUGUACCUGGAUGCAAAGGCAUUGACUGUUCACAACCACAGCUUUGAUU